UUUCCUUUUUUUUUCCCUUCUUUUUUUCCUAACCCUAGCGUUGCUCCGAAACACCAGCUGGCAAGGUUGUGAGGUCCCGUCUGGCAGCUGAGGGCUCCCGCUCUUGCAGGGGACACGUUGGUUGCGUGAAGCGCGACUGAAAACUCAGCAUAAAACUCUUCGUCUUGGAAUCACCCUGUUUGUUUUCUCUUGGUGCUGUCUGACUAGCACAGAAAGUUGCUAUUCCGGUGAACGUUACCAUCAGAAAAAAAAAGCACCUAAUAUAGUUUGAGCUCUCAGCUCUUCAAAUUUGAUGGCUGAUAAAAGAAGGCCUCGUGUCUCUGUGAAUUAAAAGCAGUGCAUGGUUACGCUAUCUCAUUGACUCUUUCUCCUCAGUCCCUUCAGAAAUACUAUAGCAGUGGUCCACAAAGGUUUGGAUGCGUGUCAAUGAAAAAUUAGUCUCCUAUGGCACAUUUUGCAGGCUUUCUAGCUGCUGCGCUGGCCCUAAUAUUUUGUGCAGCACAGGUCCAGAAGAAACUUUGUAAGAGAAGUCUAAAGAGUUUAGAAAAAAAAAUUAACCUUGAGUACAGUCACUCAGAAGUUACUGACAGUUUGUUCCCACAAAUGCUUCUAUGCAGACAUACUAAACUAUUUGCUUUCUUCCAAAAAGUCAAUGAAGUGUUACAAAAUUUACUCAGUGUUCAGUAAUUUUGUUAUGAUAUUCCCAGUGCAGUAUUACUGUUUAUUUCUGUGUAAACAGAAUGGAAGGAAAAUUCGCUUUUCUUUACAAGCCAUAGAUGCAAAUCCUGCUGAGGAUGGGUUUCAUGUUUGCAACAUUGGGAGGUUUGGUUCUGAUGAAAAUCAUGUGUGUAUUUAGUUAUUUUAUGCACAGCAAAUCUCAGAUGACUGGGAUUACGUUCUUCCAGUUUAACAACGUUAUCCAUUUAGUAAGUGGAGAGAGAUGAGUCAGAGCAUAAUGCUAGAUCCCAGCUCUCACAAAUUUAACAAGGAAGGACUAUCUGAAUCUGACCUACCAUUCUGAAAUGACAAUCCUUAUUGAACCGAACAUGCAAUUAACAAUUUUCAUUCUCUUAAAAUUCUAAGUAUUAGAAUCAAAGUGGAGCAAAGAAUCUUGACAGUGUGACACUGAACACUUCAUUUGAGAAGCUAUUAAAUGUAGUUGUAAUUUUUACUGCUCUCACUUAAGAAGGUGCUGAAAUGGUGUAAAUUGCUUACAGAAUCAGGCCAUUUUUACUCUACAGUAAUGUAAGUGUGCCUGAGGGAAGUCUGGCGUUCUCUGAAAUUAAAAUCUGACUCAGCAGUCAUCUUAAUUUAUCUGCUGAUCGGGGAUGUAGUUUGUGCUAAAGGAAUGGAAGUCACAGUAGCUGUCAGGGCGGAUCUGGUUGACCUGUAUGGGAGAGAAUGAGCUAAUGGUAAAACACGUCACUGGUACUACCUGUGUUUACAGUGUGUCAUGUCUCUACACAGGCGACAGGACAAGCUGCUAAGUCAGCAAGGACGGUUGUCAUCUCCGGUGUUCCGGAUGGCCUUCUGAACAACGAUGUCAUGGCUGAUAUACUGGUGAUUCAUUUCCAAAUGGCGAAGAACAACGGUGGAGAUGUGGAAGAAGUAACAUAUCCGACAAUGAAAAAAGGAGUUGCAUAUAUAACUUUUGAAGAUCCAGAAGUUGUAGAGAAUGUUCUAAAGAAGGAUGAACAUCGACUAGAAGACAAGAGGCUGUCCAGAUACUAUCCUCUGAAAGUAACCCGUUACUGUGAAAAUGUCUUCGGCUCUGUCACAUCUGUCCUCAAUAUGUCUAUUUUCAAAGAUCAAUUUGUUCUAGAAGAUCUGAUACAAGAACUUAAAAAGAACAUCACAGCUUUGAGCUUUGGUCAUUUGCAGUCCAAUGGGCAUAUUUUUGUUCAAGGGCCAUUUCCAGCAAUCAAAUUGCUAAAGGACUUUCUCUUAUUAAAAGCAAAAUCCCUUUCAGAGAAGGACAAAAGUCAAGAAAAUAAGCCCCAUCAGAGACCAAAGAGGAGGCUCCAGCAACAAAGACUUUCCAUGGAGACAAGUAAUUUCACUCCUGAUCCAGCUGGAGAAAAACAGGUGGUUGUUCUUGACACAGAUGUAUACCACUACAUGAAAUACUUUUUUUUAAAGAAAUUCCUAGUAAAUUAUGAUGUUGUAAUUUCUGACAUCACUGAUGGUGAGAUAACUACAGUAUAUCUUGAGAAUGCCAGAAGUAGGUCUGGCGCUAGACAGGUUUUAAGAGUCAAAGAGGAAAUUGAAAAUCAGUCUAUAAAACUUCAUAACAGUUUACGUAAGGAAAGGAUCUAUCUUGAGGGGCACACCGGAGAUGAAAAGCAGAAAUAUAAACAGGCGUGUGAAACUGUAAAAUCCCAUUAUCCAUGUGUUUUGGUUAUUCCUUAUGAUACUCACAUUGAUAUUAUAGGAAAUUCUUCUGAGAUUUUUGAAUUCACAAAGGAAGUAAGCAGAAAGAUUCAAAGCCAAAACAUUCAGCUAGAAAGAUCAUGUUCACGUGGCUGCUGCAAGUAAAACAGGUCAUCUCUGAUUCCCAGUGAAGGACAGCAGGGCGAUCGGGAAGCCCUGUUACUCGGACCUCUAGAUAAGGAUGUUUUCAGUUCUGUAACAUUUCUCAUAGGAUUUCAGAGCGCUUGACUGAACAAGAACCAAGCUUGUUCACUCCAGAUAUUUGCCAUGGGCAGUUUCUUAUUCCAAAUAAAAACAGCAUUGUACCUUUAGCCUUUCUUUACACAUUGUGCUUCUAAUACAGACUGUACUGGUAUAAGCUGUGCGCCCUGUAUCACCGCAGAUCUCAUUUCUCCCAGUGGAAGUCUGCACGUUAGGGUAAAAAAUUCACAUCUCCCCCAAAUAUCAAAUUAAAUUCAGAACAGGAAGCAAAUCAUCUUUGUGUCUCUAGGGACAUGAUGAGAAAAGAGGACUAUUUAAAGAGUUAUCAUUAGCAUAGGAAGUCAGACCGACAAAGCUGGAUAAGCCAACCCAAUACGAAAUACUACAUCAGUGUCUUUGUGCAAGGAGAUGACCACUGGAAAUAGAAACAGCGGCCUUUUUUUUGUUGCCUUUAUCUGCAGAAGAAAGUCCUUGUCACUGAGACACACGAAGAAGGUAGAGCUUUGACGCUUGAGGAGAGGAAACACAUACUGAUUUUACAGGCGUCUCACGUCCUGAGGAAGACCUUAAAAGUUGGCCCUAGAAGUUCUUGACACAAGAAAAUGAUAAGUGAGUGUGUUUUCGCAGGAGUGGUACAGUUUUUUUCACUGACAGCAGUAAUAGUACCUGCAGUGACCCUUGGCAGUAUGUUAUUUAAACAUGGGAGUAUAUCCAAAGUUUUGAUGUGAAAAUCUUGGGGCACUUAGACUUUGAAUCAGGUUUUGCUUUUACAGUUCUUAUGCCCAAUACAGUGAUGGAGAGUCCAAGUCAUCUUCAGUUAUAGAUACUCUGAACAGGAGCUUUUUUUUUUUUUUUUUCCUCUGUAUGAAACUAAUAAUAAUUGAGGACAGAAAUGCCCUUCUGCCUUACUAAUACUUUCCAGUUAUGUUUUCGAGACCAGUAUUAGAGGUUUCAAAUAUGGAGUGUCUGCCACCUUUGUAAGAACUUCACAAUCUAAUGAAGAGUUAGUUAAUAGUAGUUACUUUCUAGGCUGAAUGCCUUGGAGCACUGAAUUUCCCUUUUGCAAGGUACUAUACAACGCACAGAGAUAAUUAGAUUUUGGCAGGUCUCACUGUGUGUGUGUGUGUGUGUGUAGUUAAAAAACCCAUCCUUAUACAUCUUAUUUUGGCUUGACAAAGCUUUCAGAAUGGUAUCCAUCUGUCCGUCUUGCCCUUCUCUUUCAUUUCUGGGGUUAAACAACUAUUGUUAAACAUGAAUGCUCUUUACAGAAUUUCACCUCUCUCAUUAAAAUUAGGGACCAAGCCAGUCCACAGUAGCACAGCCUAGUAUUUUUAAAAAAAAAAAAGUUUAACUUUUUCUGCUUUCUUUGUAGGGCUCCAAAUGUCCCCCUAAUUUAGGCUUGUAAGAACUCUUUUUCUAAAUUAGUUCUUGGUUUUGUGACAUGAGAACGAUCAGAAUACUUUGUCAAAACAUACAGAACACUUGCUCUUUUGUCUUAUGUGCAGGCAAAGCUUUUAUAUUUUUAAGGCAUUAAAGAAAAGAGUUGUUCACAA
This is a messenger RNA of Struthio camelus australis, 4184 nucleotides long. The record is from RefSeq and is a predicted model, not a curated record. Lineage: Eukaryota; Metazoa; Chordata; Aves; Struthioniformes; Struthionidae.